GAGAGAUUCAAGAAAACGAAGCUUGGGCUGUGAGAGAGGCAAAACCAGUAAGUGCCAGCUUAUGCCACUGGUGGUCUUGGACCCUCAAGAAGUGCCAGUGUGGCUGAGGAGCAUGAAAUGCAACGAAAAGGUAGAUACUCAACCUGCCUGCCAGCAGUCACUAUCUCCUUUGGGCCUUCAAGGAGUCUUGGAGAAUAAAAAUAAAAGGACCAAGGUCAUUUCUGGAGAGGGAAGUAGCUGCAGAAAAGCUUGUAUCAGCGGCUUCAGUGCCAGCCGCUGGGGGAGGCAACCAAGGCUCCGUCCAAAAAGGCACAAAAAAAAGAGCCGGCAGCAGCCUAAUAACUCCUUUUUCAGACCCCCGAUGAGGCAAAAAGGAAUGGAGAAUGUUGGUUUGGAGCUGUCUGUAGAUGUAAGAGACAAUGACCAUUCAUUCUUCAAUAGCUCCUAUUCCUAUGGUAGAGUUCGGUCGUCUUUGUCCUUCCAUAAGAAGAAGAAAGUUACCACAGAAAAGAGUUUCACUGACAGCAUUCUCAAUUCCCCUUCUGUGAAAUCCCAGCUUUCAGGGUACCCAGGGACUCUAGCUGCCGGUAAGGCUCAGGAGUCUGCUUCUUCCAUGCUCCUGCUGGCUCCCAGCAAUUCCUGUUCUAUCCUGGAGCUCAUGUUUACAGAUGCAGAGAAGGUGUUUGGGGAAUGCCAGCAGGAGGGGCCUAUCACUUUUGAGGAAUGCAUUCCCUUAGAUAAGAUGAAAGAUUGCAAGAAAAUUGGAGAAGGGGUGUUUGGAGAGGUCUUCCAGAUUGAUAGUGAGAGAGGACCUGUGGCCUUAAAAAUAAUACCCAUUGAAGGGACUCAAAGGGUAAAUGGUGAAGCUCAAAAGAGUUUUGGAGAGAUUCUGCCCGAGAUAAUAAUUUCAAAAGAACUCAGUCUUCUGUCUGAAGAGUCUGCGAACAGGACUGUUGGGUUCAUCAGCUUGUACUCGGUGCACUGUGUUCAAGGCGCCUAUCCUAAGUACCUCCUGGAAGCCUGGGACAAAUACCACAAAGCAAUGGUAUCAGAAAACGAUCGGCCAGACCUUUUCGACGAUGAGCAGCUCUUUGUGGUUCUGGAGUUUGAAUUUGGAGGCAGUGACUUGGAGACUAUGAGGAAAAAGCUCAGUUCAGUGGCAUCAGCAAAAAGCAUUUUGCACCAGGUCACUGCUUCCCUGGCUGUGGCAGAACAGGAACUGGCCUUUGAGCACAGAGACUUGCACUGGGGGAACGUGCUGGUAAAGACAACUGAUGUAAAGGAGCUCGAUUAUGUGUUGAAUGGGGAAACGCACACAAUCCCCACAGCAGGGAUUCAUGUCAACAUCAUAGACUAUACCUUGUCUCGGCUGGAGAAGGACGGGUUAACCGUGUUUUGUGACCUUUCCACUGAAGAAGAACUAUUUCAAGGCACAGGGGACUACCAGUUUGACAUCUACAGGCAAAUGAAAGCAGAGAAUUCCAACAGCUGGACUGACUAUCACCCACACAGCAACGUCCUCUGGCUGCACUACUUGUCAGGUAAACUUUUGAAAGAUGUUUGCUACAGAAAAAAAGAAUCAAAUUCUGCCUUGAAGAAAAUAAAGCAGCAGCUCGGGAAGUUCCAUAGAGAAGUACUAACCUUUGAGUCUGCCAAUGAAGUUUUACAAAACAGCAGCCUCUUCCAGUGA
Messenger RNA from Pterocles gutturalis (yellow-throated sandgrouse), 1690 nucleotides. It is a transcript of the gene HASPIN, whose product is annotated as germ cell associated 2 (haspin). The record is from RefSeq and is a predicted model, not a curated record. The annotation marks the transcript as partial. Gene Ontology annotation, molecular function: histone H3T3 kinase activity; ATP binding. Gene Ontology annotation, biological process: protein phosphorylation; mitotic cell cycle; intracellular signal transduction. Gene Ontology annotation, cellular component: nucleus; cytoplasm. NCBI's taxonomy places the organism in Eukaryota, Metazoa, Chordata, Aves, Pterocliformes, Pteroclidae. The transcript has a single exon.